Molecule: messenger RNA, 2784 nt
Organism: Prorocentrum cordatum
Lineage: Eukaryota; Dinophyceae; Prorocentrales; Prorocentraceae
Source: the annotation of a GenBank genome assembly
AUGUUCGGCGACCGCCCGAACCCUGACGCGACGCGGCUCGCGCGCGCGCUGAUGAGCAUGGGGGGCGGUGCUCUGGCCGAGAUCCAAGAGUGCACGGCGUUGCAGGAGAAGCUGACGGAGUUCGAAGUCCGCUCGAGUCUGUCGGUGAAAGUGCGCGCCGUCAGCGCUUCUGGAGGCGACCGCGCCUUCGCUGUUGGCCAGGGCGCGAAGUGGCGGGCGAUUUUCGGAGGCGCGAGGAAGACCAGUUGCCGCGGCGACGAUUGCCGCUGGCUCGCUCUGGCGCGGGCCGCGACGCGAUCGGGCCGCGCGCGAGGACUGCGGCGACAAGGGGGCGAGCACGUCGAGCGGCGCGCUCCUGGGCGCAACGAGAACUUCGCCGCGGCCGCCCCCGUCGGACACCCUGGCCACGCUGGCCCAAGCGCACCCGCGCUUCGCGGCGAUCGCAAAGUUGUCGACCACUGGUCGGUCAUCUCCCAUGGCAAGGCGAGCCCCGCGAAGUUCAUCGCCCAGGCAGACGAGGCGAGCCUCAACGAACGGAAGAUCGCGUGCCUGACCCCUGGCUGCCGCCCGAAGCCCGGCAAAAUCUGGUCGCGGGGCGUCGCUGUGCAGGGGUCGCCGGUGAAUGUCUUCUCCCGCUGCGCGCGACUGCAGCGCCAACGCUAUCGAGAACAGGAGGUCCGCGCUGAAGCGGUGGGCGAGAAGCGCAGCGGGGGCCAGCUGCCCCCCGCCUCGGACAGGCGCGCGCGGGGCAGGCAUAUCGCGGAGUUCCAGAAUCGGAAGGCCGGCGCCGUGGCCGUCACAGCCCAGACGACCUGCAGGAGCCCGCAGGCGAAGGUGGGCGCGGUGUCCCUGCCGUGCCUGGCGCUCCCCGGCAACCUGCUGGGCUUGCCCGUCCAGGUCCGCCACAAGCAGAAGUCCUUACCGCUGCUAGGCAUUAUUGACACGAGCUCGAUGUACUCGGUGAUCAAUUGGCAGGCAGCGCGCGAGCUGGGCAUCGCCUCUGGGCCCGCUGACGCCAAGCUGGGAAACGCCGCGAAGGCUGCCGCCUGGGAUGCAGAGGCAGAGUGGGAGUUGUUGAAGCAGGCUAUCCGGACAGUGUCGGACCGCAUGGCUGCCGGGAGGGAUCGGGCCGGCGUGGCCCCGCCAGAGGUUGACGACAAAGUCGGGCUCAUGAUGCGGUUUGUACAAGCGCACGCCGUGGGCCUGGCGCGCGAAGCCGCCGUCGGGCAACUUGCGGAGCUGUCCGGGGCUGCUGCUGCGGACCCCACGCGGGACCACAGACGAGAUCGAUUGUUCCAGAUGCUUCGUAGACUCUCCCCGGGCAGGCCGACGUCGUUACCUGCUGUGCGGAACGCCCGCGGCGAGGUCGUCACGGACCCAGAGGGCGAUGUGCAAGCAGCUCUGGAUUCAUCUCCAGACUCCGCGCCUGGGCCCGAUGGAAUUCCCUUCUUGUCCUGGAGACUGUUGGGCCCAUUGGCUGUGGACGUUUUGUUCAAGGUUCUUCAACGCGUGGCGACUGACCCUGGCUCUCCAGCUCUGGACGACUUCCUCCGUGGAUCCGACGUGUCCACCGGCUUCAACCGCAGCUUGAAGGUGUUUCUGCCCAAGGAGUUCUCACGCAUAUUUGGCUUUCGGCUAAACCUGCCGAAGACGGUGAUCGUGCCGCUUUCACUUCAAGACGCAACGCUUCUGGCCAGAUUUGUAUCCGAGCGCUUCACGGCGUGGGCAGGCAUCAAGGUGGAGCUUCAUGCGAUGUACUUGGGAUUUGUACUCGGCCCAGAACGCGGCGAUCUCGCCAUCACGAAGCCGCUCAAGAAGUUCCUCGAACGCGUUCGGGAUUGGGGUGCCGCGGGAGGCGGGCUACUCCUCACCGCGUUGGCGUACAGCGUGUACAUUAUCCCGGUGAUUGCGUUCUUGUUGCAACUGGACAACUUGCCGCCUGCGUGGGGGCAAACCGAAGCCCCGGCUCUCCGAACUCUCGUCCCCGGCCUUGAAUUCUGGUGCAUUCCUGCAGAUCUACGCAAUUUGCGGGGGCUCGGCUUCCCGAAGGACUCCCCCGACGCUGCGAGGCUCUCGCUGGCCUGCCGCUUCCGGGUGGCGCGCCGGGAAGGCCUGCCCGACGGCCUUCGCGUGGCCGAGCGGUCGCGUGAGCUGCGCUUGCGCAUGCGGGAUGCGGAGCACUUGGAUCGCAUUGCACGUUGGUCGUCAUGGUUUCAGCGAUCAUUCGUCUUUCAUCUCGAGGCCGCGGCGGCGCACCUCGCGGCCAGUGGGGUUCGCCCCGACGCCUUGGAAGGCGAGCUGGCGCGCGGCGAGCCCCGCCCCUAUUGCAGCAGCGCGGCAGCCGCAGUGCGACGUGGUCUUCAGCGGGCCGCCCUCGCCGCCUUGCCCAGGGGUGUCCAGUCUCGAAUGGAGCGGCGCACUCGUUACAAACUCACAGUGCGGAACGUCUCUCAAUUCCCCCGCUGCCGGGCGGAGCGCUGCCUCGCGGUCCUCCGCGAGCUCGGAGCGCGGGUCACUCCUCGCACGUGGGCGGCCCACUACGCGGCGUGCCCAGCCGCGCGGCGGUUUGCGCAGACCUGGCUGGGGCUCCACCGCCCAGGGCCCCGCCAAGAUUGUACGAGUUGCUUCUUGCUGCUGGACAUGCCGCUCCGCCGCGUGACGGCCGAGCCAGGGCUUCUCGUUCGCAAGGCGUUGCGCACCGCAGCUGUGUGCAAACGCGCGAGGCGUUGCCCCAGUGCGUUCGCGAGCUCGUUAGGGGGCAUCCUGUCUCCCAGCGAGCCUUAA